CAGAAGGAAGGUAUUGAAAUAAGUUGGUACUGCACGGCGCGGGUUAUAAAGCACCAUGUCAGGACUGAAAUGGAAGCUUGCGAUCCUUAUGAUAGUUUGCAUAUUUACAGGCAGUAUUGUAUUUUAUUUCCUGGGAGUUAGAAGCAAACCCUCCAUAGACCUAAGAGGUGGAAAUCGACGUAUUUCUUACGCAGGGGACUCUACCAUUAAGGCGUCUAAGCCGGGAUGCUUAAUCGGAGACUUGAAGAACUCCUUAGUUUAUUGGUCUGGUCGAAAUGUUGAUUCAGAAUUAAGUCCAACCACCGGAAAUAGGUCAUCUUCGAACUCCUAUCUACAGACGACAUGUACACCCAACAAACACAUCGUCUUCGUGAAAAUACCAAAAACUGGUUCGACCACCGUUGCCAGCGUGUUUCUUCGCUAUGGUUUUCGUAAUGAUUUGAAAGUUGUCCUCCCUGCUACCCAGAACAAACUCCUUAGACUGAAGCAAUCGGAAUAUGACAUUAUGAGGGAUGAAUAUGACAAAAAUCCGCACUACGAUAUAAUGACACACCACAGCGAAUACGAACGAAAGGCAGUGGAGAGACUGAUGCCUUCGGAUUCAGUCUAUGCUGUUAUGCUGAGAGAACCAGUACGUCGUUUCAAAUCUGCUUUUAGUUUCUUCGGUGUCAAUAAAAAGUUGCGUCUUCGAGGCAAAAAUCAGCUAAAAACAUAUCUCAAUACCCCUGCAUUAUAUAAAUCCAAACAUUCGGAGUUGCUAUUCAACGUCAUGAUUAAUUAUUUGGGAUAUUCUUCUUCGAAAACUUCAGUGCAAAACUUCAUCAACGAUAUAGAUCGGGAUUUUGAUUAUGUUUUAAUAAUGGAAUACACGGACGAGGGGUUGGUGAUGCUGAAACGCAGGUUUUGCUGGGAUAUUGGAGAUGUCAUAUACCUCAAAAUACACGAAAUCAAGCGCAAAGACUACCAAGAACUGAUUAAAGGAAACACAGACCCAGAAAUACCCGAAAAGUUGCGUAAAUUCAGUGAAGAAGAUUUCUUGCUGUAUGACUAUUUCAGAAGAAAAUUUGAAAACAUACUUCACAAGCAGAAUGCGGAUUUCUUUGAAGAAGUUCAGUUUUUGAAAGAAGUCAACAGAAAAAUUGCAGCCUUUUGUAGCUCCAAGUCUGACACAACCUUAGACGUUUUGCCAUGUCGUUGGACCCGUGGGUUUACAAUACACAAACCGUACUGUAAAUUGAUGAUGAUUGCAAACAGGCAAUUUUCGGUUUUAUUGAAGAGUAGUUAUUACAAAGGUAUCUUUAAUGACAUUAUACUUCCUAAAUUAUGAUUUAUAUGA
Messenger RNA from Lingula anatina, 1336 nucleotides. Its product is annotated as galactosylceramide sulfotransferase-like. Gene Ontology annotation, biological process: glycolipid biosynthetic process. The record is from RefSeq and is a predicted model, not a curated record. Gene Ontology annotation, cellular component: membrane. Lineage: Eukaryota; Metazoa; Brachiopoda; Lingulata; Lingulida; Lingulidae. Gene Ontology annotation, molecular function: galactosylceramide sulfotransferase activity.